CCUGCCUCAUGCCUUCUGACAUUCGCACAUAAGCCAACCGACGUAGGCAGCCCGAGAUAUCUGCUCUUUGCAUGCACAUUUAGGGCCCCCAAUUGCUGCUUCCUGCAUUGUGUGAUGGUGCUGAGACAACGGGCACCUAAAAUUUAAGACAAACAUUGGAAAGAACAGCAAAGCUCAGCCAUGAGGGACCGAUUGAGCAACAUGCAGGAAUUGUCGGGUAGCCAAAUGGAGUCGAUGGAAUACGCCGAGUCGGCUUUAUCGGACUCCCUUAGUAACGUGGACCUGGAGGACGAGCUGCCCCACGAGGCAGUGGUGUUCGACAACAGCCCCGCCGUGGAAAAGAUCUUCGAGCAGGCGGAGGCCAUCCACAAAGACGUCCAGCUCAUUCGCCUGGAGGUGAAACGGUUGCGGGAGCAGAACUCUCGCAUGCUUCAGGGCGUCACCACCAUGAGCACCAUCAAAAGAGAUGCAAACGCCAUCGGCGGCGAUAUAAAAACGCGAGCCGAGCGAGUGCUGUCCAACCUGCGGGACAUGGAAAACACGGCGCACAAGCUGGACGAGGUCCACGGCCCUAAUUCAGCCGUCACGCGCAUCGCCCGGACGCAGUACACCUGCCUGAGCAACGGCUUCCGCGACGCGAUGUUUGACUACAACGAGGCCGAAAUGAGCCACCGGGACAACUGUAAAGCCCAGAUCCAGAGGCAGAUGGAGAUCGUGGGUCGUGAGGUGACUGGCGAUGAGGUGGAGGAGAUGAUCGAGAAAGGCCACUGGAACAUCUUCACCGACAACAUUAUGGCGGAAGGCAAGACAGCUCGCGCUGCUCUCUCCCAGAUCGAGAAGCGCCAUCAAGAGCUGGUGGACCUGGAGAACCGCAUCAAGGGAGUCCACGAGAUCUUCCUGGACGUCGCCUUGCUGGUGGAGGAUCAAGGCUCCAUGCUCAACUCCAUCGAGACCAACGUGCAGAAAACGGAUGAGGUCAUGCAGGAAGCGCUUUUUAAACUCGGCAAGGCCAAACGUCAUGACAGAAACAACCCGUUUAAAAAGAUGUUUUGUAGUUGCUUCCCUUGCUAUGAGUAAAACCAGACGCGGAAGCCUGUUUGUCGCGUUUCGAGAAAUACUUCAAUGAUCAUGUCCCCAUAUUUCGCUGAACUAUUUCUGACAUCUUUCGCAAACCAGGAAUGAGAAGCGCAGAAACACAUAGUUUGAAUUUCCAAUACGUCCCUGUUGAAAAGCACGUACAGUAUCUCCAGAUUAUUUUUUGGUUCCAUUUUGUAUCAAAACACAAAAUUGAUCUUUCCAGAUGAAGCAUUUUCCUGUGCUCAGGACCACAAAAUGAUGUAUGCUUGACCCUUGUUAUGUAAAUAAUCUGUAAAAAAAAUCUAAUUGUUUAUAAUGUUCAUUCAAAUGUCUUUUAUGUCUAAGAUUUAUUAAAUUAUUGCUUUCUAAUGACCUCAAACUUUGUCUUCACACCAAUUUGCACAACACAAUUUUAAAAAAAUCCAAUGUUAAUUCCUUGUAUUUCUCUAUAGCAGUAACUGUAUCUGUUGUGUCGCCUCAAAAUUCUGUUCUCUGCAUUCAAACUGCAUAAAAACCUACAUUAAAAAGA
Molecule: messenger RNA, 1606 nt
Organism: Syngnathus acus (greater pipefish)
Lineage: Eukaryota; Metazoa; Chordata; Actinopteri; Syngnathiformes; Syngnathidae
Gene: stx11b.1
Product: syntaxin 11b, tandem duplicate 1
Exons: 2
Coding region: 181-1077 (298 amino acids)
Biological process (GO): synaptic vesicle fusion to presynaptic active zone membrane; intracellular protein transport; exocytosis
Cellular component (GO): synaptic vesicle; SNARE complex; presynaptic active zone membrane
Molecular function (GO): SNARE binding; SNAP receptor activity
Source: RefSeq, a predicted model, not a curated record